Saprolegnia diclina VS20 is the source of this 2277-nucleotide messenger RNA. RefSeq lists its product as hypothetical. The transcript has 2 exons. The record is from RefSeq and is a predicted model, not a curated record. NCBI's taxonomy places the organism in Eukaryota, Oomycota, Saprolegniomycetes, Saprolegniales, Saprolegniaceae. Gene Ontology annotation, molecular function: protein binding. Bases 46 to 2259 code for a protein of 737 amino acids.
GUUACACGCUGGAUUAUUUUUGUCCCUAGCUCAGUUGGUCGCAAAAUGCUCGGGAAGAAGGGCCCGACCGAGCUCAGCCUUCCGCGGCUCGACGAUCGCGCCAAGCAGCACAAGAACCUCAAGAUCAUUGAGCAAUUUCUGACGGCGGAGAACUCGCGCGAGCUGCAGCUGGCGCAAUGCAAGAGCCGCGAGAAGCGCGUGCUCAUGGAAAAAGAGUUUGCGUACCAGCGCCACGAAGAGUCGCUGCUAUUGGACCGCCUCCUGCAUGACGCGCCGCCGUCCUUCCAAGACGUUGAAGACGACGUCAACAAGAUGCUCGAAGCCAACAAACUCCGGCUCGAGUCCAUCUCGACGCAUAAAGCGCUGCCGUACAAGGCGACGCGCGGCGGGAGAGGCCGGCCAAUCAAGCAACCGAAGAAGUACGGCAAACCCAUCAAGAAGCGAGUCGCGGCCAAGAAACCUGUGCCGUUGAUCAUGCCCAGUCUCUCCAACCCGACGCUUCCAGGAGCAGCGUUCGAGGGCCGCGCCAAAACGCCGGUGAAGCGGUCAGCGUCCCGCGUCACGAUCAACGAGUCGGACGCGCUCCCGACCUUUAUGGACGCGUACUUGAGCCCGGACCGGAUCGUGGUGACAGCCACCGAGCACAGCAAGGACGUCGUGCUCGACGUCGACGGGUACCAGGUGAUCGUACACCGCAAAGAGGUCUCGGACCGGCCGUACACCGUCGGCAUCUCGAGCCUGCGGACGAUGCGGUCGCCGUCGAAACCGGAAUCGCUCGUCGCCGACACUGAAGCCGCCCUCGAGUCCAUUCAACUCGUCGCGAUCGAAGAGCGGAACCAAGUCCCGAGCCGCGAGGCGCCACCACCGACGGCUCGAGAUGUCGAGGGCGAAACCCAGGCUUUGCAAGACACGGAGCUCCGUGAAGACACGGCAAGCGCAGUGGAGCCAAAAGCAAAUGCCAAUGAAGACACGGAGGUCAUCGUCCACGAGCGCCCAGAAGUGGCUGUGAGCGAGGGCAACCUCGCUCCAGAUGCGGACGAGAGAACCGCGCUCCCAGAACCGGAGUUGUUGCUCGCCGACAGUCCGAGCGACGAGUACGCCGGCGAGACGUUUGUCAUCGGCUCGGACUCGCCGGUUGCCGACAGCACGCUAGACGAGCCGCCAGUCACGAUGCUCGACACUGCGGAAGACAUUGGUUCAUCGAGCACUCUGGAGACAACCCUUGGCGAGCAAUCACUUCCUGCAACGACCGGCGUCGAGACGGCUGUCGAGUCGGAUAUUGGUGAUGCCGACGCCCCAGUCAUCGAUUCCUCGGAGCUAGAAGCUGCCACAUCAAGUGGGUCGGAAGAGCUCGCAUCGGUAUUUUGCGACGAUGCGGCGACGACGACCCCCGAGGCUUUGGCCGAGGUCCAUUCUGGCGCUGCAACGCUGCCACCGCCUGAGCCUGAGCCUGCGGGCGCGGUGGAGCCAGCGCCAGUGUUUCUAUCCACAGUCGACAUGCCUCUUGAGCCACCAAGCACAUUACCAGAGGCGAUCGCAUCCGAGGUAGAGCUCCCAACAAGAGAGGACUCCGGCUCUAUCGACGGAGCUCCCAGUGACUUAACGCCUUCCGAGCCGUCGACGCCCGAAGGCUCAGAUGUGGUCGAGCCUGACCGCUCCUGCACCGACGUUGACACUACGGCAGCAGCGCCAGAUGAAAAUCGCGAGCCACCGGCAGGCGACACGGCACUGCCUCCGACAGGCGCCGAGAACGAGCCUAGUGACAUCGAGAAAGAGACUGCCAUCAGCGACGACAGGUCGCCACCUUGUGACAAGCCAGCACCGUCCGAGAGCACGUCCGAGUCACAGCAAGCGACGUCCGAGACGACAAGUUGCGACGAGACACGCCCCACGAGUACCAGUGGCAGUGACGACAGUGCGUCGACGACGGUCCAAAACGACGUCGUCGAUCCGCUUCAGAGCGCAGCCUCCAUGGUCCUCCAGCGACACUACCGCGGGCACGUCGGGCGAAAGCAUUUUCAAAGGACGCUCUACACCGAGGCGCAAGCGUGCGGCGUGCUCGGUGCGAUGCCUGGCACAGUCCAAGGCGCGACCGGCUGGUACCAAGAGCCCAAGACGCACGUUGCGCACUACUUCGUCGUGCUCGCGACCGGCGAGUGGAAGCACAAGGUCAAGCUGCACUGCCGCCAGCCGAUUUUGACCAAGUACGAGAUGCGCAAGUUUGUCACGAGCACGAUCGACGUCAUGGACGACACCUAAGGACGACUGAAAAUGAAA